Molecule: messenger RNA, 1314 nt
Organism: Fusarium mangiferae
Lineage: Eukaryota; Fungi; Ascomycota; Sordariomycetes; Hypocreales; Nectriaceae
Exons: 3
Coding region: 1-1314 (437 amino acids)
Source: RefSeq, a predicted model, not a curated record
AUGUUCCUCUUCUCCAUUGUCCCUUUCUUUUUGUUCUGGAUGCCGGUCUCGGCUCUACAAGUCACACCCAACUCUCCCUGUUCCCAGUUUUGCCUUGACCAGUCAGAUCCCAAUUCGUACGAAACCCGUGGCAACGAGAUCGUCUGCGAUGACGAUGACUUCAAGAGGAAGACAGCAGGCCAGAAGUUCCAAAGAUGUCUGGCUUGUUUGCAGGACAGUGCUUUCAAGCAGGGCGACGAAAGUGACCAAGAUUGGUUCUUGUACAAUAUGCGUUACUCUUUCGACUACUGUAUCUUUGGCUACCCAAAUGCAACCGGCAUCAGUUCCGGCCCCUGUGUCACAUCUGAAGCUUGUGGCCCCAUUGGGAAUGCUCUGAAGAAGGGCAUCACCGAACCCAACGAUAGAGGACAGUAUGAUUACUGUGACACUGAUGACAAAGCCAUGCUCGGUGACGCAGUUGAUAAAUGCCAGGCAUGUGUCAAGGCAGAUAGCUCGCAGACAAUCAUAUCGAAUUUCCUUGUUGCCCUCAAUGCUGGAUGCCAACAGCGUCCCAAACCAGGAACCCCUAUAGGACUCAAUGACACUGUUUUCAGCGAGGGGAGCAUCUCGAUUGUAGAUCCCUCUGCCUCUGUUGCACCAGGAGAUAACCAUGACCUUCCCAACACCUCAAUUGCUGCCAUCGCUGUUGGUGCCGCCGCUUUCCUUCUCAUUUCUGCAGGCUGUAUCUUCAUGCAACAUCGGAAACGCAAAAAGCAUUCUGUACGCAACAGACGCUCUUCUCUCUCGUUCCGUUGCCAGACACAUGUUACACCAAGGACUCCCGGCUUCCACGACCUCCCCCCUUAUAUGGAUGAAGAACGAAACCUGUCAAAGACUGCACUUUGGAACCCACGUAGUGCAGUGAGAAAUCUGAACGAUACCCACAAACUCGGCAUUGUCACUACCGCUAUCCCGCACCCGCCUCCGACAAAAGCUCCUCUACACACACCCUAUCGCGAGGAUGCGUCUCCAGCAGAGAGCGUAUCAAGCUGUACAAACGCUCCCCUGUUGUCAAACUCAGCUGGGCCACAAUGUAGUACACCGGGGAUCACAUCCCCGCUGUUUAGCCCCGGUUUCUCUAUCACAACGCCCCGUUCAGCUACAUUCCCACGUGAAUGCCACGAUAGCAACAAUCCCUGGGUGCAACAACCAAGUAAUGGUUCAGGCAAAGGCUUUCUGAGGAAAAAGCAGUCCAGAGAUUCACAGGCUCCCAGCGAAACACGGAAUAUUCGGAUCGUCUUUGAUCCACCACCCAAAAAGGCCAGACGACCGUGA